Molecule: messenger RNA, 5685 nt
Organism: Pipra filicauda (Wire-tailed manakin)
Lineage: Eukaryota; Metazoa; Chordata; Aves; Passeriformes; Pipridae
Product: myogenesis-regulating glycosidase-like
Exons: 3
Coding region: 436-2472 (678 amino acids)
Biological process (GO): skeletal muscle fiber development; carbohydrate metabolic process
Molecular function (GO): hydrolase activity, hydrolyzing O-glycosyl compounds
Source: RefSeq, a predicted model, not a curated record
CCGUCACAGUGCCUGAGAGAACACGCCGGUGACGUGCCGGUCCCCUCCUCCUGCUCGUGGACGCGGAGCAGCCGGCUCGGAGCCCCGAGACGCGAUGGAGAGGACGAAGCUGCCGGGGAGGUGGAGGUGUAGCUGUGCUCGGGUUUUAUGUGCUUAAAAAGGCAUCUGUGAUGAAGCCAGGCGACAGGCAGGGAUCCCCGGGAAGCAGUGGAUAGGAGGAGCAGGCAACCCCCUCCCCGCAGCCUCUCCCUGAGCCCCUCAGACCAGGAAGGCUGUCGAUCCCUGCUCUGACCACAGCGCGGACGGUGAAGACAUGAGUGUUCUGGGAGUCGGUGGAAGUGGGAACUCUCCUAACAGUCCCUUUUUCCUCUGCUGAGAGACCCUGACUUGCUUCCUUCCCACUUCUCUGCAAAAAGCUAUAGAGAAAACAGCACCAUGUACACCUUCCUGCCCGAGAACUUUACACCUGUGAAGCAGAAGCCCUCCAAGGAGCUGAGGCCCAUGCUCGGGGCCAUCUUGCUGGGCCUCAUGCUGUUCAUCGCCGCGGUGGUGGCCUGGUGCUACUACACGGUGUCCCUGCGGAAGGCGGAGCGGCUCAAGACGGAGCUGAUGGACCUGCGGGCGGACGGCUUCGUCAUCAGGAACCAGCACGGGGAGGUGGUGUUCCGGCUGGCCUUCCGCUCGGGCAGCCUGGACCUGGAGUCGUGCUCCAAGGAGGGCGAGAUCCUGAGCUGCACGCGGUCGAGCCGGGGGCCGCUCAACUUCUUCAUCCAGACGGUGAAGCCCAAGGACACGGUGAUGUGCUACCGCGUGCGCUGGGAGGAGCUGGCGGCCGGCCCGGCGGUGGAGCACACCAUGUUCUGGGAGGAUGCCCACUGGUACGGGGGCUCGGAGAUGAGCACCCAGCACUGGCCCAUCCGCCUGGCUGGCUACCAGGAGCCCGUGCCCUACGUGACCAGUGACGUCUACUCCUUCCGCGACAGCUUUGGCGGCAUCCUGGAGCGCUACUGGCUCUCCUCCAAGGCGGCGGCCAUCAAGAUCAACGAUUCCGUGCCCUUCCACCUGGGCUUCAACGCCACUGAGCGCGCCCUCUUCUUCCAGGCCCGCUACAAGGACUCGCCCUACAAGCCCCUGCCGGGGCAGCCGCCCUUCCCCGAGCUCAGCUACCGUGUCUGCGUGGGCUCCGACAUCACCUCCAUCCACAAGUACAUGGUGCGCAGGUACUUCAACAAGCCCUCCAAGAUCCCUGCCGAGAACGCCUUCCGAUACCCCAUCUGGUCCACCUGGGCACUCUACAAGAACGACAUCGACCAGGACAAACUCUUGCGAUUUGCCGAAAAGAUCAAGAAGUACCGUUUUAAUUGCAGCCACAUAGAGAUCGAUGACAUGUACACCCAAGCCUAUGGGGACUUUGAUUUUGACCCUGUCAAGUUCCCCAAUGUGACGGAGACGUUUGCAAAACUGAGGGAAGAUGGGUUUAAGAUCACUCUGUGGACUCACCCUUUCAUAAACUACAAUUCCUCCAAUUUUGGUGUGGGGAUUGAGCGUCAGCUGUUCAUCAAGGAGCCAUCAGGGCGGCUGCCAGCCAUGGUGGAGUGGUGGAAUGGCAUUGGGGCCAUCCUGGACUUCACCAACCCAGCAGCCCGGGACUGGUUCCAGAGCCACCUGCGCCAGCUCCGACACAAGUACGGCAUCUCGUCCUUCAAGUUUGAUGCAGGUGAGACCAGCUACCUGCCCAAGCAGUUCAGCACCUUCCGGCCGCUCUCGGACCCCAGCAUCUGGUCCCGGCGCUACACAGAGAUGGCCAUCCCCUUCUACGAGCUGGCCGAGGUGCGCGUGGGCUACCAGUCCCAGAACAUCUCCUGCUUCUUCCGCAUCAUUGACCGUGACUCCGUCUGGGGCUACGAGCUCGGCCUCAAGUCCCUCAUCCCCACGGUGCUCACCAUCAGCAUGCUGGGGUACCCCUUCAUAUCUGCCGACAUGAUCGGAGGGAAUUUUUUCCCCAAUAAGACAAAUGGGGCAGUGGAGAUCCCCGACCGGGAGCUGUACGUGCGGUGGCUGGAGCUGUCGGCCUUCAUGCCCUCCAUGCAGUUCUCCAUCCCGCCCUGGCUCUACGACAAGGAGGUGGUGGAGAUCGCCCAGAAGUUCACGGAGCUCCACGAGUCGCUGGUGGCCCCGCUGCUGCUGGAGCUGGCCGGGGAGGUCACCGACACGGGCGACCCCAUCAUCCGUCCCAUCUGGUGGAUCUCGCCCCGCGACAAGGCCACUCACAGGAUCGACUCCCAGUUCCUCAUUGGGGACACCCUCAUGGUGGCACCUGUCCUGGAGAUGGGCAAGCAGGAGCGGGAUGUCUACCUGCCGGCGGGCAAGUGGCGCAGCUACAAGGGGGAGCUGUUUGAGAAGACCCCAGUGCUGCUCACUGACUAUCCCGUUGACCUGGACGAAGUUGCCUAUUUCCUCUGGGUGUCCUAACAGGCUUCUUCCCCAGCUUUGGAAUAACCAUGCCUUACCUAGGACUUUCUAACAGAUAAUAAUUCUAAUUGCACAUUUCAUUUGAGACUGGGGUGGAGGAGGGGAAUUAUAUAGACUUCACUUGGGGAUAAUUUUUUUUUUAUUUGGGGAUUGAUCUUGUUUUUUUUAAUUUGGGUCAGUUGGGAAACUCUGAUUGGAUAACAGUAGGCAGCAAAUUUCUCUGUAUAGAUCAAUAAGAAGUUGUCAGUCUGUCUGCAGACAUUUAGUAAACCCAACACCUUUUCAGUUCCCAAGGAUUUCAAGAUGUGGAGGUUGGUUAGUGCCAGUGGUAGCGUUUCUAGUUCUGUGGGAGCACCUGGCAGUGGGUAUGAGGGUGUGUAGUGUGAGAGGGUUGCUGCAGCACAGCCUGCCGUAAGUUUUAAAUUAUGGCAAAUAUAUUCAAAAGGAUAUUUUUAAAAACAGAAAGCAAAAUAUAUAUAUAUGUAUAUAUAUAUAUAUGCACGCAUAUUUUUUUACCCCUUUUGUCUAGCGUGGCACUGGACUAACAGUUGCCCCGUGCUCCUGCUGUCCUGGCUACCAAGCAGGCCAGGUUACUCGAUGUGUUUUAAUUUUAUGGGCUGCUUAUUGCCCGCUGGGACAGCUGCAUCCCACCUCCUCGCCCAUUUGACACCCCGUACAAGGCUCUUGCAUUUGUAUUUUGCCCUGGGCAUCAACAUUGCCUUUCCUAGAGCGGCGCUGCCCAUACCAGCGCGUCCCAUUAGUCUUUUUUAAACAUUUAUGAAACCGCUUUGUUACGUGAUUAUCCUGCUGAUGCCAUCCUUUUUUUGGUUUUUAAGGACAGAUGAGGUUUGUUGCUGGCAGAAGGACCGCCUGGAGCAAAGCCGCUCUCAAGCACUAAGUGUGGCGCGUCCCCAGGAACAGCCGGUUCCCGCGAGCAGCACGUGUCUGGGAUUGGCGGGGAGGUUUGCUGCUAGCCGACUUGCCCGUGGGUGGAAAACACCGGCUUUCUGGACUGAUGGGUCUGUGCCAGCGGGUGUUCUCACUGCGCCCACGGAAACGUUCUCAUCUGAGGUGAAAUUAAACCAAUACCCGCCUCAGGUCGCGGUUAGAGGUGAUGACUUGGGUGAGGGUUUUUCUGAGUCAGCCCUCUUCUCUCUCUGGGAGAGUCCUAAGGAUCCUAAGGGUCUUCCUCAGGCAGCUGGAGGUGGGAUUGCUGUCAGAGGCUUCUGGAGGGGACACGGGGUGAUGUGAUCCUGCACCCAAAGUCCCCUGCAGCUGCAGAGAUGACUCUUUCACAGAUUCCCCAUUUGCUUUUAUAUGGAAAGAUGCAUUUACGGAGACUCAAGACAGAGCGAGCAGGAUUGAAGUCUGGCAGCCUUCCUCCCUAAGGCAGGACAUUCCCGGCUGUGCCCUGGUUUGGGAACGUGUGUCAGCCCCUGAAUUUUUAAUGAGCUUCCGCAGAAGCAGUUGAACUGCAAUGGCUGGGAAGGGUUGGGGCACCAGCCAAGGACAGCUCAGUAUCCUUGGGGCUUCUCCUAGGAUUGUAUCUGGGCUGAGCAAAGGUCCAGCAUGAGUCUGCCACUGAGGGAGAUGGUUCAUGUUUUGGUUAGGGUUGAGUACCAGUGAGGAUCUUUCUCAAAGUACGUCUCCUACCACUGGGCUUUACAGGAGGCAGAAAAAGAGAUGCACUAAGCCUGGGGGUUGUGGUGGAAUCGAGGAGGAGAAAUUUAGGUGUUGGGGCAAAAUCUGAAUCCAGUUUUAUAGUUAGGAAGGGAGGAAGUCUGGUUUGAAGGUCUCUUUGGAACAUCCCUUAAGAUCUGAAUCUGCCCUGCAUAAUUUGGUGUUUCAGCCUCAAAAUGAGAUGUAAGGGGAGCCUUAUAGGUCCUUGCCCAGCUGGAGCACAAGUAUGUUCCAAAGCCUUUUUCUCAGGCUUGUAAUUCUGAAGCACUCAAGCUUGUUCCUCACCACCAGUACAAAGAAUGAUUACAGCACCAGUUACAGAUUCCUUCUGGCAAGGAGUUAAUUCUGGAAUCUCAGCAUCAUUCAUCAGGGCACUAGCAGGACUUGGGCCUUGCUUGGAGGGUGGAGGUGAAGGUAAGGAUCUCCUGGAGAUGAGUCUGGCCAAAGCCUACAGGGAGGACAGGGUGUGGAGAGACCUCCAGAAAUUCAUAAAGGUCAUGCCUUGAUAGGCUCCAGCUCUUCCCUUUCAACCUGAAAUACUUGUCAUCCCUUGGUGUGGGAGUCAUUAGGUGGAGGGGGUGUUGCUGCACAGCUCAGCUCCCAAUGUAGAAGUGGGAUCCUUGGCACAGGACUUCAUGGGAAGGAUCCCAGGAGAUAUUGCAUGUCUUCCCCUGUUUCUGUGCCACUCACCACAUCCCUCACUAGUAAGGGAUGAGACUGUGUGAAGAGAAACACAGAGUUCCUCUUAGCAUCCCUCUGCUAUUAAAAUGAUGGGAGCAGCCAGAUGAGUGCCUUCAAUCUCCUUUCAGUGGUAUCAGGCACUGUCAGGGAGGUCAGGGAGGAAGUUCUCCAUAAGACACACUGUCUUCUUUCCCCUCCCCUCAAAAGAAAGGCUUUUAUUAACAAAGUUUUAGUUUUCUUUUUAUUUAACUCUAUCAUAAAUGGGUAAGAUUAUACAGUACCCUUUUUUUUCUAAAUGCUGUAUGGCUAUUCAGGACUCCAGCAAGAGGAAGGAUAAAGCUGCUGAGAGGAUGUAAGGGCUGGUGUUGGGGAUAGACUCAGCAGUGCUGCCUUAAGGUGUCUCAGGCUUCUAGGUGCCCUUUCCAUCCAACUUUUUACCAAAACCACUACUUCUAACACCGUGCUGUAGCACUGCAAAACUUGAGGAUCUCUUGGACCUUGUAGACCACAAGCUCUGCACAGACACCUUGAGAACUGCUGGUAGGGGGAUUUCUCUGAUUUACACCGUGAGUCACUGGCCAAAGCAAGAAUUAGCUUGUCUCAGCAAUGGAAAAGCCCCAAAACAGGUUUGGGAGUUGGAUUCAGCCUUUCCACAUGCGAUGCUCAUGUGAUGGAAGUUUGAAGCUUGCACUGUUGUGUAUCGGGUUUCCUGGGUGCUUGUGUUUGCACAUGCUGUCCUACGUCAGACUGUAAUGCUGGUGGGUCUGUUUUUAACCACUUUUGUAAUUCUUAAUUGGUAUGAACUGUAACAUGAAUCACCCUGAUUGAGAUAAAAAUUUUGGAAAACAAAAA